Molecule: messenger RNA, 2004 nt
Organism: Sclerotinia borealis F-4128
Lineage: Eukaryota; Fungi; Ascomycota; Leotiomycetes; Helotiales; Sclerotiniaceae
Source: the annotation of a GenBank genome assembly
AUGGGUUCGGAACCCAUCUCUCAUGUGGAUGUGCUCAUUAUUGGAGCUGGUCCUGCUGGACUAAUGGCUGCGACUUGGAUGGCGAGAUGCGGAAUCAAUGCGAGGAUUGUCGACAAGAGAGGUACCAAGAUCUUUAAUGGUCAAGCAGAUGGACUUCAAUGCCGGACCUUAGAAAUCUUCGACUCGUUUGAUUUUGCAGAUAGAGUAUGGAAGGAAAGCAAUCAUAUGCUCGAGAUUUGCCUGUGGAAUCCAGACGCGGAAGGAAACCUGAGAAGAUCGGAUAGAAUACCUGAUACUAUUCCAGGCAUUAGUCGUUUUCAACAGGUUGUUCUGCACCAAGGUCGAAUAGAACGAUUCUUCCUCGAUUCUCUCAAAGAUCACAGUAAUAUCAGAGUUGAACGAGGUGUGCUACCAGACAAGUUCACUUUUGAUGAAACAAAAGCGGAAGACCCCGAUGCAUAUCCCAUCGAAGUCGUUUUGCAACAUCUCAGCGAUGAACAAGCGAAUCCCGAGCAGAACCAAGUAACAGCAGAUGGAGCAGCAGCUUCUGAUGGCCUUUUUCGAAGUAACAUGGCGACUGAUGAUACGGAUGAGCUUCUGAACAAAGCACAUAAAAACGGCUUAGCGGGAACCAGAGAGACGGUCAAGGCAAAAUACAUGAUAGGAUGCGACGGGGCACAUUCUUGGACUCGAAGGCAACUUGGAUACAAACUCGAAGGUGAACAAACGGAUUUCAUUUGGGGUGUGCUUGAUAUCAUUCCAAUCACAGAUUUUCCUGAUAUUCGAAUGAGAUGUGCUAUUCACUCUGCGAUUUCCGGAAGUGUGAUGGUCAUUCCAAGAGAGAACAAACUUGUCAGAUUAUAUAUUCAGAUCACCACUACAGAAAAGGGAGCGAAGAUUGAGCGAUCGGCCAUCAAUCCCAAGAUGAUUCUUGAAUCUGCUCAAAGAACAAUGGCACCUUACAAGCUAGAUUAUGAAUACUGUGAUUGGUGGACAGCUUAUCAAAUUGGUCAACGGGUUGGAUCGAACUUCUCCAAGAAUGAACGCAUAUUUCUAGCUGGGGAUGCUGUACAUACACAUUCCCCUAAAGCUGGACAAGGUAUGAAUGUAAGUAUGCAAGAUACAUACAACCUGGGAUGGAAAAUAGCUGCUGUUCUCAAUGGUACUGCUAAUAGAUCAAUCCUGAAAACUUACCAAUCUGAACGUCGACGCAUUGCCCAAGACCUCAUUGCCUUCGAUCAUAAAUUCUCUCGACUUUUUUCUGGUCGUCCGGCAAAAGAUGUCAUGGAUGAAGCGGGUAUCAGUAUGGAUGAAUUUAAAGACGCUUUCGAAAAGGGGAAUUUGUUCGCUAGUGGUGUGGCCGUCAAUUACGGUGCUAGUGUUAUCGUUGCGAAAGAAGGCGAUGCUGCAGAGCAAGGAGAUGGCACAGAUGUUGCUCAGAAUAUCAGAGUUAAAGUCAUCGACAAAGAAAACCUAGCUGCUAAUAUCAAGAUCGGAAUGCGAAUGCCUAGUUUCAAAGUCCUGAACCAGUCUGACGCAAGACCUUGGCAUUUCCAAGAACUUCUAAAGAGUGAUGGACGCUGGAGAAUUGUGAUAUUCGCGGGAAAUAUCUUGGAUGAGAGUCAAAUGUCUCGAAUCACCACUCUAGGUCAAGAAUUACAAAGCUUGGUCGCAAAGUUUACACCAGAAGACAAAGCAAUCGAUUCAUUGAUCGAAGUCCUCAUGAUUCAUAGCGCGCCGCGGAUUAAAAUUGAGCUUUUAGAUCUCCCGGAUAUUUUCCAUCCUUGGAGUAAGAGGGAUGGUCAUGAUUAUUGGAAGGUUUAUGUAGAUGAUGUUUCGUAUCAUGAGGGGCAUGGAAUGGCGUAUGAAGGAUAUGGUGUUGAUAAGAUGAGGGGGUGCGCAAUAGUGUUGAGACCAGAUCAAUAUGUGAGUUGGAUGGGGGAAUUGGAGGAUACGGAGGAGAUGGAGAGAUUCUUUGAGGGCUUUAUGUCGGUUAAGAGGUAG